AUUUUUAUUACAUAUUAAUAUGCUACAUUCCCGCCUUAUAUUUGGAGAACAAUGAAAGUCAAAAACAUGGUGUCUCUUUCUGCCAAUCUCCACCAACCUGUCCGCGCGUGACGCAAGGGGAGUAUACUUAAAGCAGGAUUAGCUCUCCAACAACAUUAAACUCAACUGCCCUCCAUUCAAGCACCGCGCGACAUACCGUCCGGCGCGCACGGUCGAAAAUAGGAGGGCUUUCUACUAAUCAGCACUCAGGCUCGCGCGAGCAAAAGUGCUUGGGUUGUCGAGUGAGCUUUUAGCAGAGGCGCAGAAGGUGGAAGGCAUGAGCGAACGCAGAAGCGGUGGGUUACCAAUGCAUUAUCCAGUAGCUGGAGCAUCUGGAGUAAAACACGGGAAACAAUAGAUUCCACAGGAAUUUUGCACAGUGCACGGUGUGCUAUCGUCUCCGAAUGAAUGACCAUGGGGGAGUGGACAAUAUUAGAGCGUCUCUUGGAGGCGGCUGUCCAACAGCACUCUACUAUGAUCGGAAGGAUCCUCCUAACUGUGGUGGUGAUCUUCCGGAUUCUAAUCGUUGCGAUCGUUGGAGAGACGGUCUAUGAUGACGAGCAGUCCAUGUUUGUGUGCAACACCCUACAGCCCGGCUGUAACCAGGCCUGCUACGACAAGGCGUUCCCCAUUUCCCAUAUCAGAUAUUGGGUGUUUCAGAUUAUUCUGGUGUGCACCCCCAGUCUCUGUUUCAUCACCUACUCCGUACACCAGUCCGCCAAGCAGAAGGAGCGUUUGGAGCGGGGGUACUCCACCGUGUUCCUCUCCUUGGACAAGCGCCAUGAUUCCAUCAAAAGAGACGACAGCAAAAAGAUCAAAAACACCAUUGUAAAUGGAGUACUCCAGAACACGGAGAACUCCACCAAAGAAGCCGAGCCCGACUGCUUGGAGGUGAAGGACAUCCCAAAUUCGGCCAUGAGAACUAGUGGAAAGUCUAAAAUGAGGAGGCAGGAGGGAAUCUCAAGAUUCUACAUCAUCCAAGUGGUUUUCCGAAACGCGCUAGAGAUAGGGUUCCUGGUGGGUCAAUAUUUCCUCUAUGGAUUCAAUGUCCCCGCGGUAUAUGAGUGUGAUCGAUACCCCUGCAUCAAAGAUGUAGAAUGCUACGUUUCAAGGCCCACGGAAAAGACAGUGUUUCUGGUCUUCAUGUUUGCGGUCAGUGGCGUCUGUGUGCUCCUGAACUUGGCUGAACUCAAUCAUCUUGGAUGGAAGAAGAUCAAAGUAGCUGUCAAAGGCGUGCAGGCCAGGAGGAAGUCCAUCUACGAGAUCCGUAACAAAGACUUGCCUAGAAUGAGCAUGCCCAAUUUCGGCCGCACUCAAUCAAGUGACUCUGCCUAUGUGUAGCUGUCGAUUUCAAUACAACUGAAUGGAACAAUUGUAGCCUACAAAGAAUUCACAUAUAUUUAAUAAUAAUGUGGUAGAUAUUUUAUCUCACCGACUUCGUUUGCGAAGUAGGUCGGGUAUAUCGAUUUUAUUUGUAUUUUAUGGAUAAGUAAAAAACAAACGGACCAAAACGUUUGUUUGUCAUAUAUACACACAUACGAGAAGGCACUGAUGCAACUUUUUAGUAUGGUAUAUCCUAUAUUUUGUAAAGUGCUUCUUAAAAGCAUUUAAUUUGUGUUCACAUAUUCACUCUGUCGUUCACUUCAGCAGUUGAACAUGGAGCAAAUACUUGCACUAAAUAUGAAUAAUGAGGCAAAAUAUAUCCGAUUUGUGCUGUGACGUCUUUUAAUGACAUUCUGCCGGUUUUAAACUCCACAUACCAUUAUAGGCACGAAACACACACAUUAUUUGACAGUUUUAGGGUCAAUAUUCCUCAAAUGUACACAAAUGCAUAUUCAUUCUUCUAGUAGGCUAGAUCACUCAUUUCAAAUAUUUGUCAGAUAGAUCAAUGACAUUAGCACUAUAAGUUGUUUUGGUUGCCUGAGUUUGCACCAUUGACCUUAACCUAUGUGAUCACUCCAUUGGGGAAUGGGGGGGGGGGGGUGCUGCAAAUGCUGACUUUUUUCUUGACUUUUUAUUUACACCCAAGCGCCCAUUCCUUUUAUUUGUGGGGAAAUUGAUUUUCAUGUCAUCAAGUGCCAUAUAUGUACAUAAAUAUAAACAUGACCAUAUCUAUAAAGUAUUCUCUUCAUUUUGAAAGCUUUCAUUCCA
Messenger RNA from Salvelinus sp. IW2-2015, 2190 nucleotides. RefSeq names its product gap junction delta-2 protein. Gene Ontology annotation, biological process: cell-cell signaling. Gene Ontology annotation, molecular function: gap junction channel activity. Lineage: Eukaryota; Metazoa; Chordata; Actinopteri; Salmoniformes; Salmonidae. Gene Ontology annotation, cellular component: connexin complex. The record is from RefSeq and is a predicted model, not a curated record.